This is a messenger RNA of Saccostrea echinata, 2275 nucleotides long. RefSeq lists its product as uncharacterized. The record is from RefSeq and is a predicted model, not a curated record. The transcript is spliced from 16 exons. The coding region runs from base 27 to 1685 and encodes 552 amino acids. NCBI's taxonomy places the organism in Eukaryota, Metazoa, Mollusca, Bivalvia, Ostreida, Ostreidae.
GCAACCAAGACGACAACAAACGCAGGAUGGCGGACGAGCCGUCUGUUAAAAAACAAGUUAAGAUCACAACACCUGAUAUAGAGCGGGAAAUUAGAGAUGAGAGCUCUGAUAGAAAAAAGAAGGGACGUAAGGAUGAGUUGUUAAAAGAUGAUCGGGGCUCAGAGAUUCCCACCACUUCCCAAUCUCAGAGGGUAGACAUUUCUCGUAUUCAGAGCGCUUACUCAGACAGAUGUCACUCGAGGUCUAAUUUCCCCCUAGUGCUGGACGAGUAUGGAGAGGAACAAGAUCCAAGGGAUAAAGAAAACAAAAAGAAGAAAAGUUCAAAGAAAGUCUCUAAAUCUGAGGCACAUGAUGAUGAGGUGCAGGAAAAGAGGAGAAAAAAGCAAGAGGAGCUGGAUUCUCGCACUGCCCAUGAGAGAUACAUACAAGUAAUGGAUGACCUGAACAAUAGACCCGUGGAGGACCGCUUCUACUCCAAAAAAGUGGCAGCCAUUGCAACGUCAGUCACCAAGUUCCAGGACAGGAACACUAAUUCUCCGAUCAAAUCUCCACGAGUAGAAAUCAUGGAGGUCGCCAAGGCAAACAAGAAGGCCCAUAAAAAGAAAGAGAGGCACGUUCUCACUACAAAUAAUGAACAUCUGAAAUACAUAACAAAGACAGAAACGGCAAAGAUAGUUGAGAUACAGGACAGACUGAUUAAGGAGGGAAAGCUAAAAACACAAGCUGAUAUUGAUAAAUUCCGAGAAGACGCUAAGGACCCCGUUCUUCUGAAUUCUUACACAUCAAAGUUCUCAGUCAAGCAAGAUGUCAGUUCCACAAGUGUGACUAACCUAAAACCAGAAAAGUCUCUCCCCCAUGCCUCACUGGCAGAGUUACCUCCCCGAUCUCUGAGUUAUAUAUCCGAGCGGUCUUCUAGACCUGAUACACGACAGGACUGGGCCGUCACUCAACAGUUCAAACAUAAACAUGAGCAGGGUAAGAGCUUGACCCCCCAUCAGAUUGCCAGACAGGCCGCCCAGGACCUAGAGAAGAGGUUCCCAAAGACACAGAUGCCACCAAUGAAGAGCUUUACUAUAGAUCUUGGAGAGAAACCCCCCGACCCUGAGGAGUUGCAGAGAGAGAUUGAUUUGAAGGUCAGAAUAAAACAAAGGAAGAAGUUUCUGAGGAAACUAAACAGAAUGUAUCAGCUGUCAAUGGCCCACAAUGCAGCAACCAACAGGAUACUGGAGAAACAUGGUGAAAUCAACCAAAUCUUGGAGGGAAAUAGUCUUCGAGAUGUGGUGGCAACUUUACCAGCUCCAGAGGAUGUUUACAUCACCGAGGAGGACAUUCGUGUUCCCGACCCUGUGGAAAUAUUUGGUCCACUCGUCGAGUCUGUGCCAGUCUCUAGGGCCAGUACUCGAACUAACCUAGUAUCCCAGAGGGGUAGCAGAGAAAAUCUGGCUUCUCAGAAAGGAAGCAGAGAGAAUCUGUACAGUCGGGGGUCAUCUAAAGCCUCCUCCAAAAUUGUCAGGAGGCAGACUUUCAGUGUAGGAGAUGUAAAGGAAGAUAAAGCUUUGACCUUGCCCCCAGCUCCCUUACCCCUCACCAUGGAUGAAAUCAGGUCCAAGGCCAAAGUCAUUGAGGCUAAAUGUCUUAGUACAAACUGGGUAAACUACAUGAGAUCUGGGAAGCCUACAGCAUGAACACUCGAUCUCCUAGACUGGCAUCUUCUGUUACACAACCUCAACUCACCAAGUCGUGUUUUAUUUAAAAGAUAUCCCAUUCUGUAUCCAUAUUUGGAAUGUGUUCACUUCCUUUUUGAGCACAACUUUUUGAUCCUAGUCAGAAACUGGUUUGUACACUCUCUAUUCUUAUCCAGAAGUCCACUGUACAUCACCUGGUGCAUUUACCAAGACAUUCAGUAAAAUUAAUCUAUUUAUUAAGAAAUUAAUUACAUUGGGAACAUUUAACCAUUUUUUUCACAAUCUUAAGUUUUGAUUUUAUUGCAUCAUUUCACAACAUAUUUCAACAGACAUUCAAGUACUCAUGUUUUUAAAAUUAUUAUUUAAUUUAUUGUUUUUAAGUACCAUUAUAAGUUCCACAAAUAUUUGAAAAUUGCUUUUCGCAACCCAAAUUUUCGAGACUGCUUACAGUCUAUCUUUCGAGAUAAUUUGUGUUGUUUAUGGUACAUUUUAUGGUACAUAUCUAUUCUAUGCAGUUUAAUCUCUUGAAUUUGUGUUAUAUAUAUAUAUUAUAAUACUUCUAUUUUGUCACAGUUAUGUUUGUUGUAAUG